AUGCUCCGUAAAACGGAACACCUCGGUAUGGACCUGCAAACACCACUCGCCCAUCCACUUACGAAUACCUCUCUCACUCAUCGUCCACGCGGUACGCUUGAGCGGCGGGCUCGAACCGCGGCUGCGAGACGAAUGGCUCAGCAGCACGAGCCGUCGGCAGUGUCCGAGACGGAUGGCGUUCGCUCAUUCACCGACCAAGACCCCAUCUACCAGGCCUUCGAUUCCUACCCCUGGGCCAAGGAUGAGGCCUUCCUGUCUGGACUCGCUGCUAUCCUCCAGAACGCGCAAGACUCGCCUGCCGACAUCGCCACCCGUGCGCGCAUCUUCUACUACGCCCAGCGAAUAGGCGUCCAAAUCGACUUUGAUCGUUACCGAGAAUGGCUCGCUCGGCACCCCGAUCAUCAUCCACCCCAAGUUCUACCGCAGAACCAUCUCGAUCCCUCGAAGCAAACGGAGCAACCACAGGGAUCUGCCCUGCCAUGGCAGCAAGCAGCUCCCAAGGCGGAGCUUUACCUUGAUCGCAAACCUACCUCGGGAUCCGCAGACGAAGCCGGCGGGGAGCCGAAUUACCCCAUGGCCUUCGCCGAGAUGCUUCAGCUGCUUCAGGAGGGGAAGACAAUCCCUGGCAUCAAGCAAAUACCCAACACCGUUGCUAGAGACAGGUCCGUAAAGCCGGUCGGCGCUCGUACAGCGCCCAAAAAGCCGUGGGAAAAGAACGCAGCGGCUGCCAUUCCUGAAGCCCAUCUCCCCCAAUCGCUUGAUGAAGACUUCCCGCCGCUCGAAACUGAGGCCUCGGAGACGGCCCAAGAGAGCGCAGCAUCGGCUUGCAACGCUCACAGUAACAAUGCGCUGUAA
This is a messenger RNA of Drechmeria coniospora, 855 nucleotides long. RefSeq lists its product as uncharacterized. Bases 1 to 855 code for a protein of 284 amino acids. The transcript has 4 exons. NCBI's taxonomy places the organism in Eukaryota, Fungi, Ascomycota, Sordariomycetes, Hypocreales, Ophiocordycipitaceae. The record is from RefSeq and is a predicted model, not a curated record.